Molecule: messenger RNA, 813 nt
Organism: Peronospora belbahrii
Lineage: Eukaryota; Oomycota; Peronosporomycetes; Peronosporales; Peronosporaceae
Source: the annotation of a GenBank genome assembly
AUGAUAGAUCAAUUAAAGGAGCAAAGCAAGAAAGCUAGCGAUACAUUGGAAGGUUUUGCCAAGAAGACGCAGAAAGAGGUGGAAAAAACAAGUAAAAAGGCACAAGAAAGUAUUGAAAAGGUUACAAAACAGACAAAGAAAAGUAUUGAAAAGGCUACAAAACAGACGAAAGAUAGUAUCGAUAAGAGUGCGAAAGAAAGCAAGAAAGCACUCGAGAAGAGCAGCGGUUUAAUGAACUCAGCACGAGAAGGUUUCCAUAUUGAGAUUAAGAAUGACAAGAAAAAGGUCAAGCUACGUCGAAAGGACUCGAGCGACGAGGAUAGCGACGAGGAGGACGGACUGUUGGAUGAUAUCGGCGAUGAGUUUGAUGAACUUACGCUCAACCAGCGCGCACUGAGCGCUGUCGGCUGCUACGUACUCAGCGGCCUGUUUGCGUUUGCAGCUACAGUGAUGUUAUUCACGAACGUGCAUCACGUACGCUUCUAUGCGCUCUUCUAUUCACUGAGUAACGUUGCCACAUUCUGCAGUCUCAUUUUCAUCAUGGGUCAGAUUCGUCUUCAAAAACGCAUGCUCUCAAGUAAGCGAAGCGUGACUGGUCGCACCUGGAUGGGUUCUCUUGUGCUUUCGAUUGUUGUGGCCUUCUUGUGGCCUUCGCACUGGUUCAGUGUAAUCUUGUUGCUCCUGAUACAGUUUGGCAGUAUGAUCUGUUACAGUUUGUCGUACCUCGCAUUCGGACGCAAAUUCCUACACAAAUACAUGGCAAAGAGAGUCGUUCUUGUGGAUGGUCUGGAUGGCAAGAUCGAUGGUAAGUAA